Messenger RNA from Myxocyprinus asiaticus (Chinese sucker), 816 nucleotides. It is a transcript of the gene mrps14, whose product is annotated as mitochondrial ribosomal protein S14. Gene Ontology annotation, biological process: translation. Gene Ontology annotation, molecular function: structural constituent of ribosome. The transcript has 3 exons. Gene Ontology annotation, cellular component: mitochondrial small ribosomal subunit; ribosome. Lineage: Eukaryota; Metazoa; Chordata; Actinopteri; Cypriniformes; Catostomidae. The record is from RefSeq and is a predicted model, not a curated record. Bases 90 to 506 code for a protein of 138 amino acids.
UUCAAACCAGUAGGCGGCAGUAAUGGUCUAUUAAAAUCUAUUCUCAAGCUGCAAACCACAAACGAAGUCAGUGGCAGUGUUGGAUCAACAUGGCCGCAUGGAAGGUCUUCAGCACAGGAAUAGGGUGUCUGCAAUCGUCCUUGCCGUUUUGUGGACAGGCCUACAAAAGUUCUCUUGGGGUGGUGGAACAGUUCAGAAGUUAUUAUGUUGACUGGAGGAUGUUACGGGAUGUGAAAAGGAGGCAAAUGGCAUAUGAAUAUGCAGAUACAAGACUGCGCAUCAAUGCUAUUAGGAAAAAUACUAUUUUGCCAAAGGAACUACAGGAGAUAGCUGAUAAAGAAAUAGCCGCACUGCCUCGGGACAGUUGCCCAGUGCGUAUUCGCAACAGGUGUGUGAUGACAUCAAGACCGCGUGGGGUGAAACGGAGGUGGCGUCUUAGUCGUAUUGUCUUUCGGCAUUUAGCGGACCACAACCAGAUGUCUGGGAUACAGAGAUCAAUGUGGUGAUUGGCUAGGAGUGGUGUUUUGGACAGCCUUGUUGUUCAGUGUAUGAACUUUACAACCUUUAUGUAAAGCCGACUUUAAAAGAGAAUUUAUUCGAGUACAAGGGCACAAAUCUGGAUAAGUAACAAGCACCUGCUUAAAUGUAUUUUGUUUUUAUUUUUUUUAUUUUUUUGAAAGGGGAGGGGGUUGCUAAAUUGUGAUUUCAAAUCGGUAUCACCACAAUUUUUUUUUUUUUUUUUUUUUGCAUCUGUUGAAAAAUCUUAUGUAAGCUGUAUUACUUUAAAUACAAUAAAAUUAGUUGAUUCUACUGUGA